Messenger RNA from Prosopis cineraria, 3934 nucleotides. RefSeq lists its product as uncharacterized. The record is from RefSeq and is a predicted model, not a curated record. NCBI's taxonomy places the organism in Eukaryota, Viridiplantae, Streptophyta, Magnoliopsida, Fabales, Fabaceae.
GAAACCAUCCGCUAGCAGACUUCCGUUAUAACGCAGCGAAGCGCUCGCAAACCUCAAUUCAAGCUUCCCCAAGCAACUGCAACGCUCUCUCUCUCUUCCCUCUUCCUCCGUACUUCUCUGCAAAACCCUAGUUUCUGCUUUGUGGCCUCUCUUUUGCAACGCGCAAUGGCUCCUCGUGCCGCGAAAAACGACGAAGAUGACCUCUCCUCCGGCGAAGACGAUGACGGUUUCAAGGAGGACAUGGAAGCCCUCGCACGAGCCUGCAUGAUCGCCGGCACUAACCCCGAUGGUAUUAAACCAUCUUCUACUGUCGCUCCCGACGAUGAUUAUAAUGCAGACGCGGUGGUUCCCAAAGCAUCGGACCCGCUGUUGGGCCCCGGCGAUGCUCUCGUCCCCGUGUCAGACUCUGACGACGAGCAGAGGGACCUUCAGUAUCUCAAAAGAGUGCAGGAGCUUUACCAGCCUUCGUCAUUCAAGCCAUUGAAAAUUCUUCCGGCGCUUUCUUUGUCUGAUGAUGAUGAAGAUGACAUGGAAACCCUCCGUGCCAUUAUGAGACGCUUUUCUGCUUAUGAAAGAGCAGGCCCUGAUGAAGAUAAUGUGGAUAAAAUGGCUGAGGGAGCUCAUACCUCAGGUCUAGGCUCUGAGGAGGAAUUUGAUAACAGCGUGGCAUCUAAGGGAUUAGAUCCCGGUGAAUCAUGCCCUGUUUCUCAGGAUGCUAUUAAGACCACCAGUUUAUUAACUACUGCUGAAGUUGAGAGACAUCCUUGUAACAUCAAUGAAAGGUGUGAACCCAAGGCUUGCAAGCCAUCCAAGUUACUGGACAAAAGAUCAAGAUUUCCUUUGUCUGCUCAGGUUUUUAUUGAUGCAAUCAAGAAGAAUAGAUCUUUCCAGAAGUUACUGCGAAGUAAGUUGAUUCAGAUGGAAGCAAAAAUUCAAGAAAACAAACAGUUAAGGGAAAGAGUUAAACUUCUUAAAGAUUUUCAGGUUUCAUGCAUAAGAAGAACAGGGCAAGCUAUAUCACUGAAAAAGGAUCCCCGCAUACUGUUAAUAUCAGCAAAAAAGUCUACUGCUUCAAGUACCACAAAGAUAUCUCCAAUGUGUUAUGGCCCAGCUGAGAAUGCUCAUGUUGCUAAAUAUAGGAUGGUGUUGGAACGAUCUCCAUUCUCAUUGGAUCGGAAAAAGUGGUCUAGUGUGGAGAGGGAGAAUCUUGCUAAGGGAAUAAAGCAACAAUUUCAAGAAAUUUUGCUUCAAAUGUCAAUAAAUCAAGACAGUUCAGAGUGGUCGUGUGGAUAUGCAAAUAACUUUGAUAACAUGCUUGUAUCUAUUAAAGAUCUUGAGAUUACGCCAGAGAACAUCAGAAAGUUUCUGCCUGAAUUCAAUUGGGAUCAGUUGGCUUCCAAGUAUGUUACUGGUCGUACUGGUGCAGAAUGUGAAGCAAGGUGGUUAAAUUGUGAAGAUCCAUUGAUCAAUCAUAGUCCAUGGACAGUGAGGGAGGACAAGUUGCUUUUGCAUAUAAUCCAAGAGAUUGGCAAUAGGGACUGGUUUAAAAUUGCUGCAUUGCUGAACACAAAUAGGACCCCAUUUCAGUGCUUGGCACGAUACCAAAGGAGUUUAAAUCCUGCCAUGCUAAAUAGUGAAUGGACUGAGGAAGAAGAUGCUCAACUUUGUUAUGCUGUCUCAAUUUUUGGUGUCAGCAAUUGGCAGUCUGUUGCUUCUGUUUUAGAACGAAGGACGGGAACUCAAUGCUCUAAUAGAUGGAAGAAGUCACUCUGUCCUGAUAGGAAAGGGAGCUUUACUGCAGAAGAAGAUGAGCGCUUAACAGUGGCCGUCCAUCUCUUUGGACGGAAAUGGAAUCAGAUAGAAUUUGUUCCUGGCCGGACCCAAGCUCAGUGCAGAGACAGAUACGUCAAUAGUUUGGAUCCCUCCUUGAAAUGGGGUGGAUGGACUAAGGAAGAAGAUUCAAGGUUGAAAAAAGCAAUUGCCAAACAUGGAUUCUUCUGGUCAAAGGUUGCUGCAGAUGUGCCUCCACGAACUGACAGUCAAUGCAGGAAGAGAUGGCGGGUUCUAUGUCCUGACCAAGUCCCUAUGCUUCAAGAAGCUAGAAAGAUGCAAAAAUCUGCUUUAAUCAGUAACUUUGUUGAUCGGGAGUCUGAACGGCCGUGCCUUUCUCUAAAUGAUUUUCUUCCCUUGGCAAUGAUAGAUCCACCACCUGAUCCAGAUGCUGUGUGAGCCUCCCUCAGAAGCGGAAGAGCAAGUCAAGCAAUGCUUCCAAGAAGAAGAGGCCCCAAAAACGUGCAAAAAAGGCUCAAAGUUGUCUCAAGAAGGCACAGGUUGACAAGGUUGAGCCUUGUAGUGGGCAUGGUGUCCACAAGCCAAAAUUAUUGGAUCGCAUUUGGAGGACAAUUCUGUUGAAGCAGUGUAUGAUCAUUCCCCACUGGACUCGGUUGUGAUGACAACAAAUUACCAAGAGGAUUUAGGUGGGCAUAAUAAUAUCAAUAAGCUAAUGGAGUCAAAUCAAAUGUGGAAGGGUUUUAAUGAAUUACAUAACGAGAGCCAUACUUGUGCAGGGACUACAGAUGGGCAAUCUGAGAAAAAUCUCUCCAUGAACCCAUCAAAACACCAAACUGGAAGAAACUCAAUGCUCUCUGCAAAUAUAUCUGAUGGUGCAGCUGUAGGUCGCAAGGUGCCAGAAAUACUACUUCAAAGAAGGAAAGAAAGAAGACAGGGAAACGCAAUGGAAUGGUUAGUGUUGAAACGGCAGAGGACCACCUGGUUAAGUAUAAAAUGCCAAAACCUGGAAGCAUAUCUUCUAUGCAGAUUUUAGAAAGUCAGGAUGAAGACAAUAUAACUCUUGCUAGAUUUAUACGCAAUAUAUCAAACAAACAGUUUAAAAAUACCGAUCAAAUGACUCAGGCUGCUUCCUAUGCUAGUAGUUUCGUAAAAAAAAUCACGGAGAUCUCGUCGGGCUGCCAAAAGAACUUGUGAUUACAUGCCUUUUAGUUUGAAGAAGGGACAUGAAUUGCUUUCUGAAGAAGUGCGCCACGGUCAUGACAGAAACCAAGAAAUGUCGUUCAUGCAAGACAAGAAUUUAGAUGAAGGUUGUAUUGAUGUUACACCAGGGACUCUAUUGGUCCACAAUCAUUCUUCCAAUUUGAAGAACAUGUCAAUCAUUGAAGCUGAUGACAAUGGGAAGGCAAUGUCAGAGCUAGUCUGCGAGCAGACUAUGUUUUUGGAUGGUGCUAUGGAACCCAAAAACAUUGGAGAGAAUGUGCCUACUGAUGUUACCCUUGCUUCUUUUCUGAAAAAGAAGAAAAUCAAGAAGGGCAAGGCAAUAUCAGAGCCAGUUGAUGAGCAAGCUAUAGAUUUGAAUUUUUUGACAGAAGCGGAAAACACGAGGGGUGGAGAGGAUGGGUCUCUCAACGUUACUCUUGCUUCCUUGCUGAAAAAGAAAGGAAGGAGAGAGGGUAGAACAACCAAACGGAGCAUUCGUCCCUCAUAAUGUAGCUAUAAGAUAAAAUGGUCGAUUUGAUGCUGGCUGGCUGUGAUUGGUUUGUGCCGAGGUCAUGUUUUGGUCGAAGACUGCCCCGUUGUAUUUUUUUUUUUUUUUUUUUGGGGGGUUGGAAAACAAAGAGGGUUGGAAGUAGCUGUACUUGAAAAGUAGUGAGAAGUUGCAAGCCUGGGCUGAUGAGGCAUGAUUCUUUGUGAUUUCAACAUAUUGGCAAUUGCCAUUAGUUCUCUUUGCUGACAGUUUUGCUGAGCCAAGGCCUGUGUAGCAUGGAGACAGUUUUCGGCCUGGCACAAUGAAGGUUUCAUUGUCGGAUGUACUUAAUGCCAUAGAAUAUAUAUAUAUAUAUAUAGUGAAAUUUUAUGACAAUUUUUAUGUCUAUAAAACUUUUCUUGAGCGGUAUCCAAAUAAAUCAUGUGAUUUCAUUAA